UUUUGUUUAAUCAAUAUUGCUUGCCAUGGAAAGAACAGCAUUCUAGAAAUAAUGCCAAUCAUAGUGAAAGAUUUUACGUGGAAUCAAACUGAUUCCACGGUUUUUAUCCGGAUACCUCUGAAAGAUGGAACAACCCGAAGCCAGGUGGAUUUUUUCAAGACCAACAAUUACCUCAAGAUCAAUUAUUCACCCUUCCUCUUUGAAGUCUUCUUUUGGUCCGAAGUCAAAGGGUCAGAAAUUAGAUGCCUGUUUGCUCAAAGACAAAUGUGCUUAGAAGUUCCCAAAUUGGAAUGUGGUCGACAGUGGGAGGAUUUGGAGCGAACAUUUGAAUCGUAUGAAGAGAAGCAAUCGGUUAGAAAUGAAGCCAUUCGACUGCACCAAGAAGAUGAGAGUCUUCGCGAAAAGACGAAUGUGGAAACCCUGAGGAACAGAGAACGAGAAUCCUUAUUGAAAUCCAUGGAAGAUCAUGAAAAGGCAAAGAAGAAAAUGAGCCAAAGACAAGAGGCGGUUAAAUUGUCCUUCUUUCGAGACACGCCUUCAACUGAGAAGAAGCCGGAAGUCGGUCCUCCCCGAUUCAGCACAACUUUAGCUCUCAGGGUUGCCAAAGAAAAGGAAGCUUGGGCCAAAUUACCGCCACCAAGAGAGGCCGGAACAAUUCUGGUUACAUUUUCGCAAUCAUCAAACCCGAAAAGAGAAUUUGACAUUGCCAAAGAGCCCAAUCACAAAUCAGGUUCCAAGUCUGCUCCUGAGAAGGAUAAAGCUUAUCUAUUGAAACGAGGUGGAGAGUUGUUCCACGCCAAUGACUUGGAAGCAGCCAUAGAAGUGUUCACACAUGGUGCCAAGAGGUACCCAACUGAUGAGAGAUUCUUGAACAACCGAAGCGCUUGCUACCUCAAGGCUGGCAACUAUCAUGGUACUUUGGAAGAUUGCUCUCAAGUCCUGGAAUGUCUUGGAAAACGUGGACCAAUGAAUAAUGAGACUGCUGGCAAGGUUCAUACCCGACGAUCAUUUGCCUUACAAGAACUAGAAAUGUUUCGCGAAGCCUUGAUUGAAAUGGACGCGGCCAUUCAAUAUUUGCCUGGUAAUCCAAGUUUGAUCGAAAUGAGAGAGAGGUUGCGAGAGAUGGUGGCGUAAGAGUUGCUUGGAAUAGAUGAUUCUUAUAAAUAUAUUUCAUUACUAUUAUUG
Tigriopus californicus is the source of this 1185-nucleotide messenger RNA. Its product is annotated as dynein axonemal assembly factor 4-like. Bases 52 to 1134 code for a protein of 360 amino acids. Gene Ontology annotation, biological process: inner dynein arm assembly; outer dynein arm assembly; cilium movement. Lineage: Eukaryota; Metazoa; Arthropoda; Copepoda; Harpacticoida; Harpacticidae. The transcript is spliced from 4 exons. Gene Ontology annotation, molecular function: protein binding. The record is from RefSeq and is a predicted model, not a curated record.